AGUAAAACGUCAAAAAAAUGUAUUGGAAUUUUCUGCUUGAUACAGUUAAUUUACGUAAAAAAUAAGCUCCUAAAAAGUCUCCUCUAUUGUAAUUAUAACUAGUGAUACGAGAAACAUUUCUGUGUGUUGUGAUAUAUAAUUAGUGGUGUGUAUUUAGAUGGUUUUCUUUCUGUGAAGCGGAUAACAUUGUAAUCGCUCGGUGAGUAUAAUGAAUUCGCGCAGUUAAAAUUUACCCAGAAAAGUAAGGUAGGAGCACAAGAUGGCGUCGGUGUGGAAGCGGCUGCAGCGCGUCAACAAGCGCGCGGCCAAGUUCCAGUACACCGCCUCCUACCACCGCAUUGACUUGGAAGUCACCCCCAAGUGGAAACCCAACAAACUCAGCAUAGUGUGGACGCGGCGGUCCCGGCGAGUGUUCACCGAGCCGCAGGAAUGGGAGCCCUCACUCAAAGAUCCUCUCAAGGGAUCAGUGAUCUACACGCUGCCUCUGAACCACACGGUGGCGGUGACGCUGUUCAAGGACUCGCGCACCAACGAGCUGGAGGACAAGGACUGGACCUUCGUGCUGGAAGAUGUGUCAGUAACAGGCAAGCGUCGCCGCAUAGCAUCGUGCGCGAUCAACAUGCGCAAGUUUGCCAGUCUGGAGCCUACGUCACGCACAUUAAAGCUUCAGCUCGAGCCAGCUACGGGCAAGGUGCGCUGCGCUUCGCUGCACGCCACAUUGCACUGCGUGUUGCUGCGAGAGGGACGCGCCACUGACGAAGACAUGCAAUCGCUGGCUUCUUUACUAUCAGUCAACAACAACUCCGAUAUAGCUGUUUUAGAAGAUCUGGAUGAAGACGACUACACCCUCUCCGACCAAUCCACUAGACAGAUGCUAGACCUCCGCCAACAAAUGGAAGAGAUGACCCAAAGCCUGACCAACAGCGACAUAGCGGCCACACCCAACAGCGUCCAAAGUCUCAAGUUCGACUCCCGCACGCCCACCGCGCCCGUAUCGCCGACCACGCCCACUAAGACCGCCACGCCCACUAAUGAGCCGGAGGAGGAGCUGAAGAUUGAAGAGACACAGAAACCUAAGGCUGCUGAGAGUCUCAAGUUCGACUACCGCACGCCCACCGCGCCCGUGUCGCCGACCACGCCCACCGCGCCCGCCACGCCCACUAAUGAGCCGGAGGAGGAUCUGAACAUUAUAGAGAGCCAGAAACCUAAGGCUGCUGAGCCCCCAAAAUUCACCUCCACACCCAAGAGCGACGAGCUAAAAGGCGUAGUGUUCAAGCCAAAGACGAUAGCCAAGCGGAACCUCAAGCCUUUAGAGCUGAAGACGCCUCUCAGCUGCAUCAACCUGGACAGCAAUGACAACGAGAGCGGCGAGCGCACGCCGACUGCCCGCCCCGACCGGAAUGAUAAGGACAAGACGCCGGUGCAAGACCUACUAGAGUGGUGCCAGGUGGUAACAGGGGAAUACAAGGCUUGCCGCGUCACCAACCUCACUACUAGCUUCCGGUCUGGCCUGGCCUUCUGCGCCAUCAUACACCGCUUCCGACCGGACCUUAUUGACUUCUCGGGGCUCCAACCGGACGAUGCGGAAAGGAACCUCAGAGUGGCGCUAGAAGCGAGUGGCUCACUAGGCCUCCCACGAGUGCUGUGCGCGGCCGACGUCCUCUCACGACCGACGCCCGAUCGCCUGGCUAUCAUGACAUACCUCUUCCAACUGCGAGCGCAUUUCACCGGCAACGAAUUGCAGGUUGAACAAUUAGGCAACGACGAGACGGAGUCAUCUUACCUAGUGGGUCGGCAUGACACUGACGCGGCGUUACCGAGGGAGCUAUUCAGCCGAGAGGUCAGCGCGCGCCGCUCAAGGAACACCAUCGACCGACCGAGACCUAUGUCGCAGGAGUCCCAGCCAGUAUCGGAGCCACGCGUUGACCCAGUGCCGGAGCAGCCGGCGUCGCCUGCCGCCAAAGACGUCCGGGACAUGCUCGUGGCUUCCAGGACUCUGCUCGGGAAGGUGUUGUCGCCGGCGCGGGAGCUAGCCAAGCCGACGGCCAAGUGGUUCGCCGAACCGAUCGGCAGGGUCGACACCACUAAACACAUUGAGCCUCCCCCCGCGCGACCGGAAAAACUAAUGACCCGUAAAGAGCUCACCGACCCUUUCGGCUCCGACGACGAGGACGAGGCACCACCCCCCGCUGCCAUACAGACCCCUCAUGAGGAUAAUAAUGACACUGUGAAAUCAGAACAAAAACCACCAACAAUAGAGCCGGCGCUUACAGACCCGCUCACCACGCCGGAAAAACCAGACACCCCGCCGGAAACCGCGCCGGAAUCCGCGCCCGAAGCGGGCUCGCCUAAACCGCCGUCGCCGGAAUUACCCAAGCCUACGCCGCAAUUGUUGUCGAGACACGACGAGCUUAAAGAGCGAGCGAGACAGCUGCUGGAGGCGACGAAAAGAGAAGCGAGGGAGAAGGACAGACUGAGGCGGCAAGCUUCUAAGGAAAAAGAGGAGAGAGAAGCGCUGAAAGAAAACGGGAUAAGGAAUGGAGAGUUGAGUCCUGUUAAAAAGCCAAUGACAGAGGAGGAGCGACAAGCAAUGCUCCGCGAGCGAGCGAGAAAGCUGAUAGCCGACGCGCGCGCUGGUAUCGUUAGUCCUACGUCACCUUUGUCACCGUCCCGCAACCGCGGGCCCACGCUAGAAAUCAUUAGCAAGCAGUCGCUUAUGGACGAGAUUGCUGCUGCGGGCGGCGUGGAGCAACUAGACGCCAUGCUGGCACGAACCACCAACGGCAGCGGGCCCGGCUCCACGCACUCCAGCCCGGGCUCCAGGAACAGCUCCGUCAGCCCCGACCGAUCAGAAGAGCGUGGCAGCUCUGGCGGCAGCGCGGACGGCAAGCGGUCGCCGCUGCAGUCCUUUUCGGCCUUCAUGGAGCGCCUCACGCCCGACAAGGAGCCCGACGAGAGUCGUGAGACGGGUUCGUACAUCCAAAGCGAGCUGGAAGCGUUAGAGCGCGAACAGAAAGCGAUCGACGAGCGAGCCGCCGCGCUUGAGAAACAGCUGAGGAGGGUCAUGGAAUCCGCUGACAAUACUGAGGAGGAGGACCGUCUGAUGUCGCAGUGGUUCAACCUGGUGAAUAAGAAGAACGCGCUACUUCGUAGGCAGAUGCAGUUGAACAUACUCGAGCAAGAGGAAGACCUGAGCCGUCGUUGUGAGUUGUUAGCGCGCGAGUUGCGGCUUUCGCUGGGCGUCGACGAGUGGCGCAAGACGCCCGGACAGAAGCGCCGAGAGCGCCUGUUGUUACAGGAGCUGUUGUCAGCGGUGAACGAAAGAGAUAGGCUUGUACAAGAAAUGGAUGAGCAAGAGAAAGCGAUAGCGGACGACGAAACGAUAGAACGAAACCUGUCCCAAGUGGAAAUACAAAGGAAAAACAACUGUAUCUUACAGUAACAGCUUACACGACAGUCGAUUAUUUAUUUAACUUAAAUAAUAAUUAUAUAAUACGCGCGGGAUGUGGUGCGUCAAUGGAUUGGUGCUAAAAUUGGAUAUGUUCGGUUUUUCAGCUUACUGGUUAUACAGGGUGUUAG
This is a messenger RNA of Ostrinia furnacalis (Asian corn borer), 3579 nucleotides long. It is a transcript of the gene Ehbp1, whose product is annotated as Eps15 homology domain containing protein-binding protein 1. The record is from RefSeq and is a predicted model, not a curated record. The transcript has 28 exons. Gene Ontology annotation, molecular function: protein binding. The coding region runs from base 260 to 3442 and encodes 1060 amino acids. Lineage: Eukaryota; Metazoa; Arthropoda; Insecta; Lepidoptera; Crambidae.